UGCAGAGUUUUGAUAUUUUUAAAAUAUUUUUUUGCAAUUGUCUGAUAAUGUAGACAUAGACUUGCCGAAAUGCAUCAAUAAAUUAAAAUGAUAUUUUUUUCACUAUUGUUACAAUCAUCUGAAAUGGAACUGUCGAAGCAUGAUAUUCAAGCAAUUUUGCUAUUCAACUUAAAAAAAAGAUGUAAAGCAGCUGAAACUGCUUGCAAUAUCAACGAAAUGUUUGGUGAGGAAAUGACCAGUAAGUAUUCAGCUCAAAAAUGGUUUAAAUGAUUUUGUAGUGGAGACCUGAACCUUGAAGAUCAUGAUCAUAGUGGACACCCAUCUGUUAUCAAUGACAGUCAAUUAAAGACCUCAUUGAGAAAGAUCCAUGUAAAACCACUCGAGAACUGGCAAAAGAACUUCAAGUUAACCAUAAAACUGCCUGCAACCAUUUGCAUGCGAUCAGAAAAUCAAAAAAGCUCAACAAAUGGGUACCAUGCGAUUUGAAUGAAAAUCGGAAAAUGCGCAGGUAUGAAAUUUGCUUGUUGCUUCUUCUCCAUAACCAGACCAAUUCAUUUCUCGACCAUAUUGUAACUUGUGAUGAAAUGUGGAUUCUGUGCAAUAAUAAAAAUUGUUCUUCACGGUGGUUGGACCAAAAUGAAGCACCGAAAACCUUCCCUAUACCCGAGUUCUUCAGAAAGAAAGUUAUGGUGACUGGUGGUAUACUGCUGGACUCAUCCAUUAUAACUUCUUAAAACCCAGAAUAACCAUUACUGCCAUGAAAUUGCUAGAAUGAACAAAAAACUGCUACUCCUCCAUCCCAGAUUGGUCAACAGAAGAGGGCCAAUCAUUUUUCAUGACAAUGCUCGAUCACACGUUUCACUGAUGAUGCUCCAGAUGUUGAGGGAACUUGGCUAUGAAGUUCUUCCCACCCAGCUUAUUCUCCAGACCUUUCUCCUACCAACUACCACUUUUUCAAGCAUCUUGAUGAUUUCCUGCAAGAGGAGUUCCUAAAAUCAAACUGAUGCUGAAAGUGUGUUCAAAGAGUUCAUCAGCUCCAGAAUUCCAGAUUUUUAUGUUAUUGGAAUAAACAAACUUGUAACUUGUUGGCAAAAAUGUGUUGAUUGUAAUGGUACUUAUUUUGGUGAAUAAAUCUUCACAUGCAUGCAUGUGAAGAUCCUACGUGCUGCUAGCACAUGAGGUGAAAUCGAUACUGAGAUGUCUGUACUUUUCUUUGUAGUUUUAAAAAGAAUUGAUCAUGAGUCGUAAAAGAACAUUGAUGCCUGAUAUCUAUAAAGCGAAGAAACGGCAGUGUUUGGCUGUUGGAACUGCUGCUGCUACUGUUGCUGCCUCUGCCACUGCCACUCCCAAUUCACUUGACAGUGAAGAAGCAGAGAACAAGAAUGAUUUGGCAGACAUUCCUUCAGACACGAAAGCUUCACUUUUGUAUCUGAAGUCCCUGUUCCCUCUUGAAAAAUUUGAAAGCCGUUUACCUCCUGUAAUACUUAAACAUCAAGUCUACAGUAUUGUCAAGAAUCGUACUUUAGUUGACAAACAGUUGAACUGUACCCCACUUUUGUUCAUUACUCACUGUAUCCAUCCUUAUGUGUCUCUGACUUCCAUCUCUGUCACUGUAUAUCCUUCUAUCUUUGAACCAAUUCACAUAUCAUUUCCUUAA
Messenger RNA from Octopus bimaculoides (California two-spot octopus), 1657 nucleotides. RefSeq names its product winged helix repair factor 1-like. Gene Ontology annotation, biological process: positive regulation of Ras protein signal transduction. The record is from RefSeq and is a predicted model, not a curated record. NCBI's taxonomy places the organism in Eukaryota, Metazoa, Mollusca, Cephalopoda, Octopoda, Octopodidae.